Columba livia (rock pigeon) is the source of this 1317-nucleotide messenger RNA. RefSeq names its product interleukin 6 (gene IL6). The transcript is spliced from 3 exons. The record is from RefSeq and is a predicted model, not a curated record. Gene Ontology annotation, cellular component: extracellular region; interleukin-6 receptor complex. Lineage: Eukaryota; Metazoa; Chordata; Aves; Columbiformes; Columbidae. Gene Ontology annotation, biological process: immune response; positive regulation of receptor signaling pathway via JAK-STAT; T-helper 17 cell lineage commitment. Gene Ontology annotation, molecular function: interleukin-6 receptor binding; cytokine activity. The coding region runs from base 194 to 1000 and encodes 268 amino acids.
GGGGCGAGCUCUGUGUCAAGCCCGGCGCGAUCCGCUGCGCACACACCCCCGUGUUCUCAUGCCGGAUUUUCCCGGGCCAUGAAUAAUCUCGAAGCCCCCUCGAUAAAUACACGUUCAGGGAUGCCCGGAGCUCAUUCAACCCGCCAGCCUCACCGACGAGAAGGGGCCGGGGACCGAGCCGAGAAGCCGAACCAUGAAGUUUACCCAGGACUGUGGCUGUGACCGUGACCGCGCCGGCCGCCGCCGCCGGUCGCCCGCCCUCUGCUCCGCCGCCGCCGCGCUGCCGCUGCUGCUCCUCCUGCUGCUGCCGCGGGCCGCCGCCGUCCCGCUGCCCGCCGCCGACUCCUCGGGGGAGGCCGAGCUGGAGGAGGCGGCGGUGCGGCGGGCGGCGCUGCCCGACUGCGUGCGGCUGGCCCGGCUGCUGCACGCCCGGGCCGCCCAGCUGCAGGAGGAGGUGGGUACGGGACGUCCCGCGGGCUCGGACACUCGCACACAGCCGGCUGCCUCCGGCCAAGGUGCGAUAAAACCUCUCGGUGUCUCUUCCCAGAUGUGCGAGAAGUUUACCGUCUGCGGGAACAGCAUGGAGAUGCUUGUCCAGAACAACCUCAACCUCCCCAAGAUGACGGAGGAAGACGGGUGUCUAUUCGCCGGCUUUGAUGAGGAUAAAUGCUUGAGGAAAAUCUCCAGCGGGCUUUACACGUUUCAGACGUACCUCGAAUAUGUAAAAGAAACUUUUAUUAGUGAAAAGCAAAGCGUCGAUUUGCUGUGCUAUAGCACAGAGCACCUGGCACGUACCAUAAGGCAGAUGGUGAUCAAUCCCGAUGAAGUGAUCAUCCCAGACCCAGCUACCCAGGAAUCCCUCCGUGCGAAGCUCAAGUCCAAUAAGAACUGGAUAGAGAAAAUCACCACUCACCUCAUCCUCCGAGACUUUACUUCAUUUAUGGAGAAAACUGUGAGGGCUGUUCGCUAUUUGAAAAACACCAGGAGUUUCAGUGUCUGAAUGUUUUAAUUCAGGCACAAUCCUUCGUUACAAAUCUGUCAUGUGGCAGAUGACAGUGUUGUUCUGUUUUAAGAACCAGAAAUAGUAACAAUGAUUUGCAUUUAUAUAUAUUCUCAUUUCCUUCUAGGAAUCUAUUUAUUGUAUUUAAAAUAUUUAUUUGUUUCUAAUAUUUCCUAUUUAUAUUUUUGAUAUUUAGAAAUAAUUGAGAACACCGACUUAUUUAAUAACAUAUUCAACAACAACAAAAAAAAUCUUUUUAGAAGCCAGAAAAAUUGUUGUAUAACUUAUGCUUUUAAAAUAUUUGAGAUGGUAUUUAU